AUGGUAUAUACAAGGGUUGGUGUUUGGAUACCUCAGUGCCCCCCAAAGAACUGGGAGGCUAGGUCGUGGUCUGGAGAUGGGAGACGGCCAUCAGGAGCACUCCAUGCAACUGGGGUUGCCUCUUGCGGCUCACUCGAUCGAGCUUGUGGCUCCUCUUCGAGUUGUGCUCGAGUUGACCAGCUCGUCUUCCCAAAACCUGCUCCUGUCUUUUGGAGCAUUCUGGAGCAUAUGGGACAUGAGGAGCAUGGAGGGACUUGGCACAUGGACGCAGCUCAACUGGAUACGCAAAGGAAGAAGGGAGAAGCCAUCUUGAAGACCAGCUCGACCGUCCACUCGACCAACCGGUCGAGUUCCUCAACUCGACCGGCCAAGCUUCAACUCGAUCGAGCUGAGAAGUCAAAGUCAAACCCGAAAAAUGUUGCUUCCCCCUUGACUUUCCUUUGA
Molecule: messenger RNA, 444 nt
Organism: Microthlaspi erraticum
Lineage: Eukaryota; Viridiplantae; Streptophyta; Magnoliopsida; Brassicales; Brassicaceae
Source: the annotation of a GenBank genome assembly